Molecule: messenger RNA, 2577 nt
Organism: Chelonus insularis
Lineage: Eukaryota; Metazoa; Arthropoda; Insecta; Hymenoptera; Braconidae
Product: gastrulation defective protein 1 homolog
Exons: 2
Coding region: 349-2322 (657 amino acids)
Cellular component (GO): nucleus; site of double-strand break
Molecular function (GO): protein binding
Source: RefSeq, a predicted model, not a curated record
UUCAAGCUAUGUCAAAAGUGUGGUCAAUAACGGAAAGAUCUUGAACAACAUAAAUAUUUUAGUUUUAUAUUGACUUUUUACGUAAAAUGUUCAGUAAAAUAUUAAAAUAUAUCAAAACAGUAAAGUUUGACUUAAUUGAAUUUUUGUUAUUAAAUAGGCUUUAAAUUGUGGGUUUUUAAUAGAAUUCUCAGGUUAAAGAUGAACCAUUAUCGAUUUCUAACCUUGCAUAUCAGUGAACAUUGAGUAAAUUAUUUAUAUUUUCUAUAUUGUAUUAAAACAAAAUACAUUUUGUCGACUAUUUAAAUUGAUAAUAAUAUAAAAAAAAUAUUAAACUUGCCGAUCAUCAAAAUGAACAGAAAGAAAAUAACUUUUGGCAAAAUUUCAAAAAGUAUAUGUACAGAAACAUCAGCUUCAGAAGAAAAAAAUGAAUCUCCAUCAGGUUUUGGUAUAUUUGGAAAGAAAGACAUUGAAGAAAGUUCAUCAAAAAUAAUAGAAAUCAACCCUGCUGAUGAAGAAGAAACAGAAAAUUUGAAGAAAGUCAUGGGAAUGAGUGAAUUUGGAAAGAAAGCUAAAUCCUUUGACGUUGAAGAGAUGGUAGAGCAUAUAACUAAAUCUCUAAAUUCAAAAAAACCUAUCAAAUCAUCAAAUAAUGAAAUAAAUAAAGAUUUAGAAUUGACUUUUAAGUCCCAAGAAUCAUCAGAAAAUAAUGUAGAUGAUGAUUCUAAUGAAGAUGAUGAUGACAUUAUUGGUCCAAUGCCACCACCAGCUCCUCCAGAAGACACCAAAUCGACCAAAAAACCAACUAAGAAUGACGACAGCGAUGAUUCUGAUGAUUCCGAGUCUGAUGAAGAAGAGGAAACUCAAUUGGUUGAUAAAAUUCCUUGUUCUCAUGAGGUUUCUAUGACCCAUGGAGUCAAAGCUAUCACUGCCAUAGCAGCAGAUCCAUCAGGAGCUCGAUUAGCAUCAGGAUCUGUUGAUUAUGAUGUAAGUUUUUGGGAUUUCUCUGGCAUGGAUUCAUCUUUAAAAAGCUUCAGAACCUUACAACCUUGUGAAAAUCAUCCAAUCAAAUGUCUUCAAUAUUCUAUUACUGGUGAUGUGAUUCUAGUGAUUUCUGGAUCUGCUCAAGCCAAGGUAUUGGAUCGAGAUGGCUUUGAAAAAUGUGAAACAGUCAAAGGCGACCAGUACAUCACUGACAUGGCCAGAACAAAAGGCCAUACAGCAGGUCUAAAUUGUGGAGCUUGGCAUCCUUUUAUCAAAGAAGAGUACCUGACAUGUUCCCAAGACAGUACUUGUAGAAUUUGGGCAUUGUAUAGACCCAAAGGUCACAAGCAGUUAAUUAAAUGUCGAGCAUCAAAUGGAGUCAAAACUAUACCUACCACUUGUGCUUACAGCAAAGAGGGUAGUGUUGUGGCUUGUGGAUGCAUUGAUGGAUCUAUUCAGAUGUGGGAUCAUCGUAAGAAUUUUAUUAAUCCAUCCCUGAUACACCGGACUGCUCACAAAAAUGGUUUAGAGAUCUCCAGUAUUAAUUUUUCAUACAUUGGAAACUUGCUAGCAUCUAGAUCUUGCGACGAUACUUUGAAGUUGUGGGAUUUACGGAUUUUUAAAGAACCAAUUGCUGAGGCCUAUGGGUUAUUUUCACGUUAUGACACUACAGACUGUAUGUUCAGUCCAGAUGAUUCAAUGUUAAUUACUGGAGAGUCUUUAGCAAAAGGUCAAACUCAUGGUAGAGUGCUUUUCUAUGACACCAAGACCUUUAAUUUGGUGAACGAGAUUAAGGUCACCAAUUCUCAUGUAAUCAAAACUCUUUGGCAUCCAAAAUUAAAUCAAAUAUUUGUCGGAUGUGGUAAUGGAGUUGUAAAAGCUUAUUACGAUAUGAAAAAGAGCUUAAGAGGUGCUAAAUUGUGUGUUGUAAAGACUAAACAUAAGAAGAAUCAUAUCGAAAUGAUUUCUACUCAACAAAUUAUUACUCCUCAUGCAUUACCGUUGUUUAGACAGGACAGACCUAAGUCUGUAAGAAAACAGAUGGAAAAAGAUAGAUUAGAUCCGGUGAAAUCGAGGCGACCAGACUUACCCAUUACUUCAGGUCAAGGUGGUAGGGUAGCAUCGUCUGGUGGUACCCUCAGUUCUUACGUCAUUAGGAAUUUAGGUCUGAGUAAGAGAAUUGAAGAUGAUCAAGACCCAAGGGAAGCUAUUUUAAAAUACGCUAAAGAAGCUGAAGAAAAUCCAUAUUGGAUAGCACCAGCAUAUAAAAAAACUCAACCUAAAACUAUUUUUCAAGAUGGCGAUGAUGAGGGUCCUUCUAAGAAAAAGAAAACAGAAUAAAUACUAUUUAAAUUUAUUGUAUAUAAUUUAUUUAUUUACUGAUAAAACUACUAUUAUUUAAUCAUAAAAAAUUUUAUUAAUAAAUAAAAAAUUCAAAUAUUGUAAUCAAUUACUUAAAAAUAUGUCAAGAAACUGUUAAGUUUAUUACGGAAUAAAUUUUUUAAGGAAACAAAUUGUAAAUAAAAUAAUCUAAAAAUUUCAAUGAAUAUAAUUUGAUUAUAAUUAUUAAAAAAAAAAGUAUAAAUAAUGGUAGUA